UUGGGGGGUCUCCAGCUCUGCCUGUGUCACAUGGAAGCACAGUAGCUGAGCCGAGGGGACGCGAGUACAGAUGGAGGGGGCUUGAGGGACUGUGGAGGAGAAACCUGGCACUUGGAGAUAAUACUGGAGAUACAGCGGCGGCGGCGGGCGGCAGCAGCAGCAGAUAGUUCAGGUCAGACACCUUCCCAGCCUCCCUUCUGGCUGGGGAGCAAGAGGAGCGCGGACAGGGCGCACAAGCGGGUCAGCGGGCAGCCUUCAGAGGAUGUCACAUGCAAUAUGCUGCAUUCGUGUUUUCUGAAGCCCAAGAAAGCCAAACUAUCGCCUGUGAUUGAUUAUGCUCGCGGAGAGCGCCUGGUCCGAGCGGAAGCAAGAAGGAAGCGACCAGGGGUUGACGCUGCGCCUCCCAAAAUCUCUGAGCUGAAUCCCAGUGAGACCGUGGCACUUCUCUGCGUGCAUGAGUUGUAAGGGUGUGAGUGUGAGUGUGUGAGAGCAAGUGAGCGCCAGCGCUCCCACAUGGCCUCCAUGCAGGACGGGCUGAACUUCACGGCUCCUCCCUACGGCAAGGUCCUGCUGCUGGGUGCUAUCGCUGCUGCCUCAGCCUUUGUUGUCACGAUCCUCAUAGUGGUGCUCUGCGUGGGCUGCCAGAGGAAGGGGAAGACACACAAUGUUCCCGGCGAGGGCGGAAAACACCGUCUCAUGGACAUGGGUAUACUCAGGCAGUCGAAGCUGCGGUCCAUCAGUAAAUCAGACACUGAGAUGAACAAGAUGAACUGCAAUGGGAAAAGCAGGCAGCUUCCCCAGAUCCCUUCUGGGACUGGAGAGGACGGAGAGCACACUUACUCAGAAGUUGGCAGAAGUUCUUCCACCACACGUACUGAUGAUGCCCUCUACGCCAUGGUAGGCAGGGCCGGGCAGACGGACACUCCGGCCCCUCCGGCCGUCCCUGCCAACACCCCGGCGCCCCCAGACCCAGACGGGGACGUGGAAGGAGGGCUGCCCGAACCCGAGGCCCAGGUCAUGUCUCCCCCUCAUCCACCGGAGACGGCCGAGUACGCUUGCGUCAGGAAGCUGAGAAAGGCCGACAAGGCGCCCCAAAAGAGAGACAGCGGGACAGAUAUGGGGGAGCCGCCGGCACCGCCUCCACGACACGCCCCGCCGACACAUCCCGCCCCUCCUCCACCACACCCUCACAGCACAAAGUUGCCCCGUAGAAACAUGGAUGCCUUCAAUGUCCCUUCAUUCCCAAAGGUUGGUAUGUUGGAAGUGAUGUUUAUGGGUAAUGGAGAGCAGUACAUCUGGAAGCCUCCAGAGGAUGAGGAGAUGCUCAUGCACCAAAAUAAAGCCCUGGGACCGCUGGGUGCUCACACAGUGGAGAAUAUACAACCGUCUGCUGCUGUGGUGGCUGAGAUGUACUCGAAGGUGUGUAAACCUGGAAAGAAGAAGAGAGCUGUGCCGGGGUCUCCCCCAGCCAAUCCUGGCUUCCGGACCUUGGGUCGUGGAGACCGGGACCGGGACCGGGACGGGGGUUUUAGCGUAGUGGUCAAACCCCAGACGUGGGCGCUUCAGGAGGGCAAAGCAGUUGGAGGGCCCCUUGACGACCACUGCUACGAGUCCAUCGGGACAGAGGAGUGCGAUCCGGCCUAUGAGAACCUGGAAGGUGGAGGCGCCUGGAAGCGAGAGAGGCCCCCCAACACGUGUGCCACCCUGCGGCCAAGGAGGAAGAAAGCCCAGCAGCCCUUGCAGCAGCAGCAGCCCCCUCCACCGCCGCCGACGCAGCAGACCCCCAAGUUACAGCACCUGCCCGCCAAAGCCCUGCUGCUGCCGGGGGAGAACCUGUACGAGAGCAUCGGCGACCUGAAGCAGGGCUCCGCCACCUCCAGCACCACCACCAUCUUCACUUUCAACGACGGCAUGGAGAUGUAUGUAACAGGGCUUUGAGGCGGCGGCUGCACUGUGACCCCUAUCCUUCCAACACAAGGAGCUGAGCUUACACCACAAGGAGUGACGGCUGAGCCCCUGUCAUGCUCACCCACACAUACUGUUUACAUUCAAGUCAUAACAUCAUGCCUUUCACGGCCUACGGAGGCCUUGGGGCAAUACUGUUGAUCUGUUAUGACCUGGGCUGAAUACAAAGUCCAAUCUACAAACCUUAUAAGGAAUCCAAAGGUAGUGAAUAAUAAAUGAGCACAAGACCAUUGCAGAGCAAUCUGUAGGUAACAGUAGCACUUCUAUUUUACUGAUACAUAUGUGCCAAGCACAAUAAAAGUAAAAGCCUAAAUUCUUCCUCAAUUCUAGCGGGUAAAAAUAGUUGUUUGACUGGUCCUAGCAGGACUUCUAUUUAGGGAAAAGGCACAGCAUUGUGUGAAUCUUUCGGUAGCACUUAGUCUGUCAUGAACAGGCCUUCCCUGUAGUUGGUCAAGAUAUGAUUCAGGACGGGAUUUAAAAGAUAUAAAGGAAUGAAUUACUAAUCAAAAUACUUGAAAGCUCAGGGACCAAGAGAAUCAAUUAUGAGAGUAUUAUAACAAAAGAUUGCACACAUUUUGCAUUCCUCCUAAAAGCUUCGACUAAUUUAAACCAUUCAUCGUGUUUAAAAACCGACCGGAUACUUCCCUCCGUCAUGUUUUGUUUCAUCUUACAUGGACUGAACACUGUCUCCACUGCCGUCUGUAAAUGAAGUGUUUUACUUUGUUGAUCCUGUUUCUGCACUUUGCCUGCUACAAGUUGCAUGCUAAAAAAAAGUGAAAAAAAACCCAACAAAAAAUCAAGCACUGUCAUGUGGUACCUCUAUAUGAAUGUUUUUUUUUCUAUUGUCGUUGGUUGUUUUUUUUUGUUUUCUUUGUUUUUUUUAGUGUGUUGCUUUAUUUCUCUGUAGAGCACAAAGCCAGUUAGAUUAAGGAUGUGUUUGGCUCAGUGGGACUCUGUGCAGCAGAGAGGAGAGUUAAUUUUUCUCUCAUCCUUUGCCUGCCACACACACACAGUACAGAUGAAAACGAGACUAAAGAGAACUGCUCGAGUCCUAAAGGUGGAGACAGUCCACUCAAACCCCCCCUCCCCUCCCCUCCCACACACACACACACACACACACACACACACACACACACACACCCCUCUCUGCUCAGUCCUCACUCAUAUCUGUGGACCGUUCAUCUACAUAGUCCCUGCCUUGUGGUCAUAUGAAACGUCUUGGGUUUCACCAUAGUGCAGCUUGGAAAGCUACAGUAGAACUGAUGUGUAUUAGCAAACGUCAUGUCUCAUCGUCACUCCAUCGAUGAACACUCUCUCUCUUUCUCUCUCUCUCUCUCUCUCUUUCUCUCUCUGUUAUCAGUGUUAAAAAUAUUGCAGAAAUGACAAAAAUGUGAAGCAAAUGGUUUUCGCUAAAAGCAGCAGAGCAUCACCCCGAGGAUAACACACAACUCAGAAAUUACAUCCGAAAUCCUGGACAAUAAACGAUGAUUUCAUUUUGACCAAAAUAUCCCCAGCAAACAAUGUGAUUAUACUGUAUGUUGAUGCAAUGUGUAUGUACAUUACAAAAGAGAAAGAAUAAUAAAUAUAUCAUCAGUGUCAAGAAAUCUAUCUUUUUCUAUUAUGUUUAAUUGUGUUUUGGAAUGACUUAUCUUGUGACACAAACUGCAAAAACAGCUGCAAUGUAAAUUUCAGUGUAUUCUGUUUGUUGUUUUUUGAAGCCAUGAAGCUACGGUGUGUUCUUGGAAAGCCCAGCUAAAAGUUAAAUGUGGCAGCUAAUGUUGUGUGUUUGCUAUUCAGACUACAGGGUCUUGUACUCAGAAGCGUGUAAUUAAGUGCUAAGUGCAAAAGAUUGUAAUGUUUUAUAUCAAGAUUACUAUUCAUGAAAUGUCAGUCAAGUUUAUACUUUUGUAAUAAAGUGGCACUUUAAAAAAAAGA
This is a messenger RNA of Dicentrarchus labrax (European seabass), 3900 nucleotides long. RefSeq lists its product as uncharacterized. The record is from RefSeq and is a predicted model, not a curated record. Gene Ontology annotation, biological process: B cell receptor signaling pathway; negative regulation of T cell activation; intracellular signal transduction. The transcript has 7 exons. Lineage: Eukaryota; Metazoa; Chordata; Actinopteri; Moronidae. Bases 514 to 1938 code for a protein of 474 amino acids. Gene Ontology annotation, cellular component: plasma membrane; membrane raft.